This is a messenger RNA of Peromyscus californicus insignis, 3847 nucleotides long. RefSeq names its product solute carrier family 23 member 1 (gene Slc23a1). The transcript has 16 exons. The record is from RefSeq and is a predicted model, not a curated record. Gene Ontology annotation, cellular component: membrane. Gene Ontology annotation, biological process: transmembrane transport. Bases 217 to 2034 code for a protein of 605 amino acids. Gene Ontology annotation, molecular function: transmembrane transporter activity. NCBI's taxonomy places the organism in Eukaryota, Metazoa, Chordata, Mammalia, Rodentia, Cricetidae.
GAUGAUAAGAUUAACUUCUAUUAAUCAACGUAGAGGGCUUGGUGAGGAGGGUGAGGAGUUAUGUCCGGCCUUUCCUGUGUCAUCCUCCGACUGUGCCCUCUUUACCCGGUAGACUCUGGCCCUCCCUAGGGACACAAGGACAGGCUUUGUGCCAGGCUUGGAUGCGGGUAGGACAGAGAACACUCAGAAGAAGUUCCUCAAACCUGUGUCUCAGAGAUGAGAGCUCAGGAGGACCCCAGGAGCCCAACACAGCAUGAGUCCCUGGGUUCGGCAGAGACUUCCACCAGGGACCAGCAGACACCCUUGACCAUGGAGCCCAAGUUUGACAUGUUGUACAAGAUUGAGGAUGUGCCGCCAUGGUACCUGUGCAUCCUGCUGGGCUUCCAGCACUACCUGACAUGCUUCAGCGGCACGAUCGCCGUGCCCUUCCUCCUGGCUGAGGCGCUGUGUGUGGGCCGCGACCAGCACAUGGUCAGUCAGCUCAUCGGCACCAUCUUCACCUGCGUGGGGAUCACCACUCUCAUCCAGACUACAGUGGGCAUCCGGCUGCCACUGUUCCAGGCCAGUGCCUUUGCAUUUCUGGUUCCAGCCAAAGCUAUCCUGGCCUUGGAGAGGUGGAAGUGUCCCCCAGAAGAGGAGAUCUAUGGUAACUGGAGUAUGCCCCUGAAUACCUCUCAUAUCUGGCAUCCUCGGAUUCGAGAGGUCCAGGGUGCAAUCAUGGUGUCCAGCAUGGUAGAGGUGGUGAUUGGGCUGAUGGGGCUGCCUGGGGCCCUGCUCAGCUACAUUGGGCCUCUCACAGUCACCCCUACUGUCUCCCUCAUUGGUCUCUCUGUUUUCCAAGCUGCUGGUGACCGAGCUGGCUCCCAUUGGGGCAUUUCAGCUUGCUCCAUUCUACUGAUCGUCCUGUUCUCCCAGUACCUACGCAACCUCACCUUCCUGCUGCCCAUCUACCGAUGGGGCAAGGGUCUCACCCUCUUCCGCAUCCAGAUCUUUAAGAUGUUUCCGAUCGUCCUGGCCAUCAUGACCGUGUGGCUGCUCUGCUACGUGCUGACCCUGACGGAUGUGCUGCCUGCAGAUCCCACAGCCUAUGGCUUCCAGGCACGAACGGAUGCCCGAGGGGACAUCAUGGCUAUCUCACCCUGGAUCCGCAUCCCCUACCCAUGUCAGUGGGGCCUACCCACAGUGACGGUGGCCGCAGUUCUGGGAAUGUUCAGUGCCACCCUGGCAGGCAUCAUCGAGUCCAUUGGUGAUUACUAUGCUUGUGCCCGGCUGGCUGGUGCACCGCCCCCUCCAGUACAUGCUAUCAACAGGGGAAUUUUCACUGAAGGCAUCUGCUGCAUUAUCGCCGGGCUACUGGGCACAGGCAACGGGUCCACCUCAUCCAGCCCCAACAUUGGGGUCCUAGGGAUUACUAAGGUGGGCAGCCGCCGAGUUGUGCAGUAUGGUGCAGGCAUCAUGCUAAUCCUGGGUGCCAUUGGCAAGUUCACAGCCCUCUUCGCCUCACUCCCAGACCCCAUCCUGGGAGGAAUGUUCUGCACCCUUUUUGGUAUGAUCACCGCCGUGGGACUGUCCAAUCUGCAGUUUGUGGACAUGAACUCCUCCCGCAACCUCUUUGUGUUGGGGUUCUCUAUGUUCUUUGGCCUCACGCUGCCCAAUUACCUGGAUUCCAACCCAGGUGCUAUCAACACAGGCAUUCCUGAACUGGAUCAGAUCCUAACUGUGCUGCUGACCACGGAGAUGUUUGUUGGCGGGUGCCUUGCUUUCAUACUGGACAACACAGUGCCAGGGAGCCCAGAGGAAAGAGGCCUGAUACAGUGGAAAGCUGGAGCCCAUGCCAACAGUGACACGUCAGCCAGUCUGAAGAGCUAUGAUUUCCCCUUUGGGAUGGGCAUGGUCAAAAGGACUGCCUUUUUCAGAUACAUUCCUAUCUGCCCAGUCUUCAGAGGGUUUUCUAAACAGUCAAAAACUCAGCCUCCAGUUCUGGAACACACUCCAAACGCCACAGAAACUGGGUCUGUGUGCACCAAGGUCUGAGACCAACCAGGAAAGGUGACACUGGAUGUAACAGGAAAAGAAAACUACACAGGACACAGAAGACCUGAGUUGGAAAUCUCAACUCUGCCUGUUCCAAAUUUCCAUGUAAGCUUGGACAAAUCAGCCUCUCCAAGACUCCAUUUCCACAUCAGCUUAGAAAACAACGGAAGAGUAAGGCCACAUUCUCUAAGCACUCUGGAGACUCAUACCAGCAUUAUUCUGUUCCUCACUUCUACUUUCCUAAGCAUACAUGUCAAUGUAAAGGAAAAAGAGCUAGAAAUUCUCUACAUUUGACUUGCGAGUUGAUAAAAAAGAAACCAGAAGAUUCCAGGGGUAAAUGUAGACAUGCAGGUAGGCUCUUUUUUUUUUUUUUUUUUAAAUUGAAUUUAAUUCCAAUGUCAUGUAUUUUAAGACCAAAACAUAAUACUAUAUAACACAUUGGACCAAUAAGUUAGAUAAAUUGAGAUAAAUAGUCUCUAUUCCCACAGGGGAAAUAAAUUUACAUUUUAAUUAAAGAAUGUUCUAGGCCUGGGCUUGACCUUCAGCAUUACAUACAUACAAACAAAAACCCUUAAGAGGAAGAUGAGCGAGCAUGGUUUAAUUGUACAACCCAGAAGCCUUGACUAUAUAAGCUCCUGGCAGCUAGAGAAGUCUAAGAAUGAAUUAAUCUCAAAUAGUCUGAGUUAAACAAAUCAGUUUCUGUGUUACAGAUUUACGCAAAAUCUAGGUUAUAUAUUAAGCCUAGCAAAGCCUUUAUUCAUCAGUAUUAUUUGACACAACUAAUGUAGCCAUAAGCAAAUAUGCUGAGAUCAGAUUGAGAUUAUAUACCUGUUCAGCUGGGUUACUGUUAUUUACUGCAACAAAGAUUAUACCACAAUGUAAAUUUCAAGGCUUUCUGUAUUGUCCUUUAGCUGCAGAAUGGUUUCCAAAAGCCUGAUGGGGAGGAUGACUCUAAAAUAUCUCCUUGGGAUGCUUAAAACCUGAUUCUUCAGGUUUGGGUGAUUAUAAUGAACAGCUUAGUAAAUGAAUGCACAGUGAACAGACAACAAUGGAGAAAUUCCAGACAAUUCUCUUGGCCAGAAAAACCAGAAAAAAAUUGUAAUUUCUAAAUCUUGUGGCGCAUGGUGGCUCAUGCUCAUAAUUCCAGGUCUUGGUAGACUGGGGCAUGAGGACUGCUUUAAGUUUGAGGCUAGUCAGGGCUAAGCAUUGCGUUUCAGGUUGGAUUGUGCUAGAGUAAAACCCUGUUUCAACCACCCACCCACCUCACGAAACAAGAAAAUCUUUUAUCUUAAUUUUAGUAAAAGACUCAUCAGGUUCUACUUUGGUGACGAUGAGAACUUUAUUGCAGGCACAUCACCAGUGACAACACUGAGGAUAAGUAAGAAUACGAAUCUAGCUUUGCAUUCUUUAUCUGCCAAGAGCUUGUAAAAAUAUCUCAAAGAAAUCCAAUCAAGAGAUCUUAGAAAUUUUAUCAGAUAAAAAUUUCCAAAUUUUACCAAAUAUUUAGGUAACAAAGAGCAAAACUUUCCAUCAAGAUAUAAUCAAGUCAUAUGGUAAUACUGUAAGUUACUGGACUACUCCAAGAUAUUUAAAUACUCCAAAGGCAACAUUAAGUUUAAUGCAACAUCAAUGUUGGAAGCAACAAUGAGUUAUCCUAUAUAAAUGAGACUAGGGGGCCUCUACUUCCACUCUUAAAAAAAGUGGGAAAAUCUUCAAAGGGAAAGAGAUGUGGAACUCUUCUUAAAUAAGAGUGUAGCUGGAUUUUCCGCUUAUGGGAAGGAUGAGGUAGGGUCUAUAAAGAUGAGAAAUGACU